AUGAAUACACAGCGCAGCCAGGAGGCAGCAGCCUCUGAUACGGCGGGGCCUGUCAACGCAGGAGGAGGCGGAGGAGCACCGGAUGCAGAGCGUUUGGUAGUGCUGCUGCAGCAGCAGCUGGAGCGUCUCUACACCGACCCUGAUCCUCAGAGGAAGGCAGCGGCGAACAGCUGGCUGCUCGAGUUUCAGAGAUCCUCCGCUGCGUGGGCAGUGUGCCGGCUGCUGCUGCAGCAGGAGCAGCCGCAGCUGCAGCUUGCAGGCGCCCAAACCCUCGCGUGGAAGAUUGACAAUGAGGGGCAUUUGCUCCAACAGGCGCACAAGGAGGAGCUCUCCGCCGCCCUCUUUGCUACUGUGAGGCAGAUGCAGCAGCACAUGCAGGAGCAGCAGCACGAGCUCAGCUAUGCCGUUGGCGGGAGACUUGGCCAUUGUUUUGCCGCGCUUGCGUUUCAAACGAUAGGCGAGUCGCAGCUACAGCAGCACGACGAGCAGCAGCAACAACAGCACCAGCACCAGCACGAAGAGCAGCAGCAGCAGGAGCAGCAACGCUUGGUGGAACCUUUGCGACAGCUCCUUGCGUUUGGAAGUGGCGAGAGGGCUUUUGGAGGGAUGCCCUCGUCCCCUGCCGAUGGCAGCAACAGCAGCACUCCCCUCGACGACGCAAACCUCCCGCUCACGUGGAGUUGUUGGAUCUCCUUAGCUGCCUUGGCUGCGAUUCCAUGCCUCCUCAGAGCAUCGGAUCUGCCGAGUCGAGGCGCAAGGCGACUCGGAGAUGGCGCUCAAGGGCGAGCUGUCGCACUAGCCCGUCACUCGGUGCUGACUUUUGGAUCUCGCGUGCUCGCGGCUGCAAGUGCCGCUGCGAGUGCCGCUGCAAAGCCUUCUACAGCAGCAGCAGCCUUAGCAGCGCGGGGAGGCAGGGGGAGCAGCGGCGUCGAGGCGCGCUGCGGAGAGGGCGCCUUGGUGCUUCUGACGGCGUGGCUGGAUGGCGCAGAGACAGCGGAUGUGCCCGUGUCUGCGCUGUGCUGCGCGCUGGGGGAAGCCGUCUCUCCCUUCUUCUUGAGCAUCGAUCUCACCGACUGCCUCGUCGCAGCACUCCCGCGUUUGCCUGCGUUUAUGGCUUUGUGGGGAGUUCAGCCCGCACCUGGCGCCAUAGAGGCUUUCUGGGGUGCGCCUUCUAUGCCGGCAGGCACGCCGGAGGGAUCUUUGCUGCAGCGUCUCCUGGUGGCUUUCCAGCAGCUCUCCCAGCAAGUCGAGGAGGAUCUCGUGCAGCUGCAGCAGCACGCGCGCAGCACAGAGACUGCCACCCUGAUACGGUGGGGGGGCGUGCUGCUGACGAUGCUGGAGGGGCACCCGCAGCUGCUGCUGCUGCCUGGCGCUGCCGCGGCAGGCAGCUUGCUGCUGCUGCUGUGGCGCGCGAAUCCGCUGACGUGGCUGCGCGUCUCCGCCUUCUGGGCGCAGGUGAAGGACAUGCGACGCGACGGGCUGCUGCAGCAAGACUUGCUGCAGCAGCUCGCGACGGCAGUUUCCCCCUGCUGCGUCUCCGCUCUGCUGCAGCACAGCCGUCGCAGCAACCCCUGCUGGAUGGCGGAAGGUGCAGCCGAGUGGGCACCCUUCAUGGAGGCUGCAGGAGACGUGCUCGCGGAUUUGUUUGCUCUGCACGAGGCGUGCGGGGAGAAGCAAGGUCAUGCCUUCUUGCUCUCCCUCUCCGCGCUGUUGCGUGGCGCCGUCGAGAGGGAAGACGUCUGCGAAGUCGAGUCUGUGCUGCUGCUGCUAGACGCCAUCAUCGAGGCGCUUAACCACAUCCCGCAGUCUCUCGCUGGCGCGCUGCUGCUGCUCCAGCGGCUGCCGCAGCAGCAGCACGUCGCCGUAGCCGCGGCGCUGCUGCUGCGCAAGGCGGCGAUCCACUUCACGGAGGAUCCGGAGUAUGACGGCUUGCAGUCGUGUCUCUCGAGGACUGCCUGCUGCAGCUUGCCUCUGCUGGCGACCAUUUGGCUAGUCGCGCUCAGAUCCGCCGCGCGGCUGCUGCUCCUGCACCCCCCGCUCCUCUCAGACGCCAUGCUGCAGCUCACCACGUGGGGAGGGCACCAUCUCGGAGUCGCCGCGCUCGAGGACGUGGAGAAGCAGGAGGCUGCCGUCAAUGGAGGCGCGCCGAGUAGCGCUGCUCCCGCGGAAGCCGCAGACAUCGCCGUCGUUGCAGACAGACGACUGCAGCAGCUCCGCGAGCUGCGCGACUUCGUGGCGGCAGUAGCGCCUCAGCAACUGCCGCUGGUCGAUGGGACGCUCCACGCGUCCAUCGUGAAGCUGCUGCAGCACUUUCUGCCGACAGACAUGGCGUGUCUCUUUUGUCAGUUGCUGCAGGAAACUGCGGAGGGCAUCCGCAGCAGCAGCGUGAACAGCAGCUGCAGCAGCGCGAACAGCGGCACUGCGCUUUUCCCCAGCGCGAGACACCCUCAAGCGGCGAGGCUGCUCGCCAGACUGGAUUGCUGCGCUGCUGCUCUCUUCUCUGGACGGGUUGAAGUGUCAAGGGGGCCUGCCGCUGCGGCAGCCGCUGGCGGCAGCAACGAGGUCAGUGCCGCGAGCGACUGUUUUGCGCUGCUGCUGCUGCGCUCUCCGAAGGAGCAGGCGGAGUUUCUGCGGCAGCACGCAGCUGGGUGCUACCUCUUUCAGCAGCAGCAGCAGCCGCUGCUUUUGAAGCCAGACACAGAAGACACCGCGCUGUGGGUGUACCUCCUGCAGCUCGUACGGGAUGUGCUGCUGCAUUGCGCUUCAACGCUCCCCACGGGAGGUGCCUCACGAGAACGCCUGUCCUUCUCGCAGCUGAUAGAUUUGCGAGCGCGACUCCCACAACAGCAGCAGCAACAGCAACAUCAGGCCGAAGGCGGGUACCCCGAGCAGCAGCAGCAGCAACGGCAGCAGCAGCAAGAAACAGAGACGGGGGGCGAUCUCUUUGUGCGUGCGUUGCGGUGUCUACGACUACUUCUGGCGGUUCUGGGUAGCCGGGAGGACGCUCAGGAUAUGUGGGGCGCUGUUAUUACCACUGUAGAAUCGUGCAUUGCAGCUGCAGCCGCAAAGCAGCAACAGCACCAAGGGGGUGCCGCUGCUGCGGCGAUCGCGCUUCAGGGUUCUUGUAUUGUGCUGCUCUCCGAUCUUUUGAGGAUUACGGCAGCAACGCCUCCGCUGCAGCGCCUUGUGAGGCAGCGCAUUGCGCACGACGCUGCAGCUGCUCUUGAGUUGUAUGUAUGUCUGAGCCACCAACUGCCACCUGACAUGGCGGAUGCGUAUGUACCUCUUUUGGAAUUCCUCUCUGCCCACGCAUCUGCGUGGGGGCCGCAGCAUCAGCAGCAGUUGCAGCAGGGGGGGGCAGAAGUAGUGAGGGAAACGAGUUUCUUCGAGUCUCUCAUGUACGAGCAAUCGCUACUGCUGUGUUCUCACAUCCUGCGGGGUGAUGACGCGGAGGUCGCGAAGCGCUGCUUGGGGUUCUUGUAUGUUUGCUGCUGCUGCUGCCCUAGGCGACAGCGGCAGCAGCAAAUGGAGCGGCAGCUGCACCAGCUAGUUCCUGCAGUUCUCGGCUCGCUGGGAGUCUGGGGUAUUGAAACUUUGGCAGUGCUCUGGAAGGUGUUCGCGCAGUGGGGGGAGCGCUACAACAGCACCCUCUUGUUGUGCGUUUCCUCGUGGCUGCGAGAAAGCAGCACCAGCAGCGGCAGUGGCAGCAGCAGCCGUUCGCCGCUCCAGCAGCUGGAGCCUGUGCAGCAACAGCUCCUGCUGCACUGCCUAGAAGUCUUUCGAGGGCCCAGAAUAAGACAGCUCCUCCAGGAUAUGUGUCUCAUUGCUGCGGGGGUGUCGUCCCCUGCGGAUGCUUUGGUGGCCUAUGAAUUCGCUCUGCACGACAGCGGAGCUGCGCGCCACUGCGCAGACUCUGCAGCAACAGCAGCUGUAGCGCCUUUGCUAGUAGUUGGUGCGCUCUAA
Molecule: messenger RNA, 3963 nt
Organism: Cyclospora cayetanensis
Lineage: Eukaryota; Apicomplexa; Conoidasida; Eucoccidiorida; Eimeriidae
Exons: 3
Coding region: 1-3963 (1320 amino acids)
Biological process (GO): regulation of transcription by RNA polymerase II
Cellular component (GO): nucleus
Molecular function (GO): transcription cis-regulatory region binding
Source: RefSeq, a predicted model, not a curated record